CCCACCAAUGCUACCAGCACGCUGUAAAUUAUUCCCUGGGGCGCUAUCCUGACUACUGGAUUUCUAUCGGUGUGCUCUACUACGAGGUUUACCAAUACCAUGAUGGUUUCGAUGCUGUGUGGAGAGCUAUUCGAUUGAAUCCCUAUGUAUGGGAAGCGUGGUACAAUCUAGGGUGUCUGUACGACACGACCAAUGAUCAAAAGCGUAACGUUAUGAAAGCACUGCAAAGAUGCCUAGACCUGAAACCAAACUGCCUAUCCGCCAAGGAACGCCUUACAGUAAGGACCAAGGCUCAACCCACCCAGAUGGUCCCAUUGCUAUGAGCUAUAAUGUACCCGCUAUUGUAUCUGAUUGUGUUGAAGAUAAAGCGGAGUUCCACGGAGACCGGACCAACGGUGAUAGAGGCGGUAUUUCAUCUCAGCCAAGCCGUUCUCUAGAGAUGAACGAGGUUGCAUCCAUGAGUAUUAACGAUGAGAACGAUUUCGACCAGGGUAGGCCCGAUGGAGACGAGCAUGAGUUCGAUUAUGACGGCUCUGAUGAAGGAUUCGACGAAGAUGAUCUUGAUGAAUCUGAAUUUGGGGGUCCAAUGGAAGGGGGCGGAGAAGAAGAUCUUUAAACUCGGAAAGAGAAGGUCGCGAAAACAAGAACCCAACGUUGGCAUGCGGCGCACUGAGCGACCGCGGUCAACAGCGCGCUUCCCUGAAGACACCGGACCAUAUCUCCGCAAGGCAACCCUACCUGCGAAUCAAUCAUCCUCGAAUAAUCCACGGCAUAGCUAGAAUCUGUCUGGCGUCUUGUCCUAAGCCGAUAAUGAGUGCCCUAGCCUCGUCUCCACCGACGGUUG
Trematosphaeria pertusa is the source of this 844-nucleotide messenger RNA. RefSeq lists its product as uncharacterized. The record is from RefSeq and is a predicted model, not a curated record. The transcript has 3 exons. Lineage: Eukaryota; Fungi; Ascomycota; Dothideomycetes; Pleosporales; Trematosphaeriaceae. The coding region runs from base 230 to 616 and encodes 128 amino acids.